Phytophthora nicotianae INRA-310 is the source of this 2154-nucleotide messenger RNA. RefSeq lists its product as hypothetical. Lineage: Eukaryota; Oomycota; Peronosporomycetes; Peronosporales; Peronosporaceae. The record is from RefSeq and is a predicted model, not a curated record. Bases 83 to 1612 code for a protein of 509 amino acids. The transcript has 3 exons.
AGUUCCGGAGGCGAUUGAGCUCACGGAGAGCGAUCAUGAGGACGACGGACACAACGGAGAUCAUGGCGAAGAUGGAGGUGUUAUGGAGGGCACUGACGAGGACGCUUGCUGCAUCUGCCAGGACGUGGUGGAUAUACUGAAACAAGGUCAUCUGUCUAGUUGCGACCACCGCUUCCACUUCGACUGCAUCAUUGCCUGGGCCAAAGUUACCAACUUGUGUCCAUUGUGCAAGACCAAGUUCAACUCGGUAACACGACAGGACGCACAGGGUGCAGUGGUGCAUCGUGAAGUUAUCAAGGACGUUAAACAGGUUUAUCGACCAGAUCCAUCCGACCACGAUAUUGCCGCUCAAUUGCGACUGGUGAAUCAAGCAAGAUGCGAACUUUGCGGCUCUGGCGAAGACGAGCACGUGCUGCUGCUGUGCGAAGCGCUGGGCUGUGGGGUAGCCAACCAUACGUACUGUAUUGGACUGCGAUCUGUGCCCAAUACAUCGUGGUACUGCUCAAGACACGCCACAACCCAGCAGAGGGCUAGUGACGCUAUCGAACGACCAGCCACGACGGUAUCUACGCGACGUCGGACACGACGAUUGGCCAGUUUAAUGUCCAAUGUACUACGUGGGCGUGGCGGAUCAACGUCAACGCGAUCUCGAAGGCGUGGAACCCCGGGCUUUGUUGCAGUGGAAGAAGCAGAAGACCGACGACCGGUGCGAGGAAUCGCAGCGGCGUAUGCACUACGAAUGUCAAGAGAACUCAUGCAGGUGCAAUUACGAGCCGAUGCCAUGUUCGCACGUGGGGACUUGACUCAGUCCUCCUUGUAUGGACGGAGAAAUGAAGAUACUGGGAGUUCUCGACUCGGCACACGGUCUACUGGUGCAUCGACGCCUUCUACAAUCGAUCAGAUGUGGGAAGACCAAAGUCGAAGCAGGCAAGAACUCGCAGCCACGGCGAUUGCAACACGCGAUUCAAGUUUGCUCAAUGAAAGUGGGAAUAAUCGACCCAGCCAACGCAGCAAUCGCGUGUCUAGCACGUUUGCUCCGGAAUAUUGCGAGCUUGCCAAACUGAUGCAAGAUGCUGUAAACAGCGAUAAUUACGCGUCGUCCGUAUCGUUGUUGAUCCCCAAGACAGCCAAAUUGAGGCUGGUAUCCCGAGUCAAAACGUUUUUCGGCCGACUGAAUCAAAAGGAGAAGGCCGCUGGGGUUGAGCUGGGCUGUCUGUCAGUACUACACGAUUGGAUUCGCGUUCCAGAACAGGAAGGAGACACUUCUACAUCACCCAAUGCACAGGUGCUAGAUGCUGUUAUUGCCAUCUUAGAGACGCUGCCUGUCCGAAAGGAAGACCUUGUUGACGAGGAAGGCUUGCAGGCCACAUUAGACAGUCUGUCGGAGCUUUCUGAUGUUGGUAUCGAAAUUCGACAGCGAAUUAUCGAACUCAGCGAGAAGUGGCGAGAUCUGAACCCUCCAACACCGAUUGAGUCCCCACGGCCUCAAGCAACUCAACAAGUAUCGUCACCUGUUAAUGCUGCGCCGAGUUUGCCAGUAAUUGAGGCAUUUACUUCGCCAAAGCGCCCAGCACGAGCAAAUGGCAAACAAAAACGAAAACGAGAAGCGUAAGUACUAUUCUUUUGGCGCUUCAAGCGAAUAGCUAAGGUAACUUUAUUUUUUUUCUUUUGAACAGGUGGUCAGAUACUGUGGUCGAGUAUGUGAAGGCCAAGCUGUACCCGCUGUACAAGCAGAAUGACGGCUCUGGCAAGCUGACAAGGGAACGCUUUAAGGCGAUCGUAAAGGAAGUGGCCGAUCUGUUUUCGCAGGAGGCAGCAUCCAUGCAAUCUGCUGUGUUGUUACCUUCUGGAGAACUAUCGAACCUCGCCAAGUCACGCAUCAAGAAACUCAUCGACAGAGUGUACAAGGCGUCCACAAGUGCUGCUGCCUCCUCUCGCACAAGGUUUCCUACUCCGCUACUUAUGCGAGCAUCGACAUACUCUGCUGUCCCCUCAGUGAAGCGCCAACGGAGAUAAAUAAUUCAUGACUACUUUAAAAAAUAAUUUCUUCUCGAAAGAAGAGAAGCAGGGUGAUUAGAAAUAAUACACAACCUUAACAGGGUCACAUAUAAACGCUUAAAAACUCAUGACAAAUACAUUCCAAGAGAUGCCGAG